ACUGCACAUAGUCCCAGCUCUCCUCCGCCUCCGUCUUCUCCGGGUCUGUGCGGUACUUUUGGAUCGUCUGCAGCACGAUGUCCUUCACCCUCCGCUCCAGCUGAGAGGCUGAGAAUGAGGCUGGCCCCCGCCCAUGUCCCCACCUCCAUCCGCCCCCGCCCACUCCCCAGUUGUCUCCGGGGAGUCGCCCGAAGGGUCCCUGAGCAUAUUUAUGUCGCCCUUCUGUCCCUCCCGGAGUGUCUGGCUAGAUGCUGCAGCUUAGAGAGGCGCGACAGUGGCGAGCCGUGAGGUGGGGCCUGGGGCCUGCGGCCUACUUAGGGAGUUGGGCACCCUGGGCCUUCCUGCGACAAGCGAGACUCCAGGAGGUUGCUUUGGGUGAGGCUGGGUUUCUCCCCCCCCACCUCCAGGAAGGCCCUCCCCAGUUGCCCCAGCCCCCUCACCCACAAAGGACACGAAGCUGGUCUUGUCGAUGAGUAUCCAGAUGCCGAAGCAGAAAAUCAGGCUGCCUAGAACCUGGGGAGAGGAGGUCAACACGGAAGAAGGCUGCAUCCCUGCAGUUGCAGGAACUAAAGUCCACCCAGGAUGACGACUGUUAAUAAAAACAUGGAGGCCCAGGAUAAGGAACCCUGGAUGUCUAGGACUUCGGAUUCCAAAUACCUAACUGCUACUACCUCAGUUUCCCCAGUCUUAAAGUCCGAGUUGUUGUCUGCUGAGGAACUGAAUGGGAAGAAAGAGAAGGUUGACACUCUGUCAUCACACAUUUGGUUUGAUGAAGAUAAUGAUGAAGCACUGGAGACCACAGACAAAGAUGAGCCAAAGGAUGAAGCCCCCACUGACCGGCCAUCCUGGGCCAGUAAAACUGAGUACCUCCUGGCCCAGGUGGGCUUCUCUGUGGGGCUGAACACCAUCUGGAGCUUUCCUUAUCUGUGUUUUCACAAUGGAAGUGGCAGCUUUCUCAUCAUCUAAGUCUUCAUGCUGCUCUCGGUCGGGGUUCCCCUUCUCUUGCUGGAGAUGGCAGCCAGUCAGAGGAUGCGUCAGGGCAGCUUGGAUGUGUGGAAGGCCGUCAGCCCCUGGACUGGCGGUUUGGGGUAUACCAGCCUCAUGGUGUGCUUCAUCACGGGCUUGUACUACAGCGUGCUCAUGGCCUGGGGAGCCUUGUAUUUGGUUCAGUCUUUGCAGUCUCCACCGCCUUGGGCUUCGUGUCCCUUACUGAGGAAUUCCAGUGAUUUUGGUGAGAAGAGAGGGAAAAGGGCAGGUGGGAGCGAGAUGGGUGGGCCGCCAGUAGUGCAUCUCAGUGUCUGUUUCUUUGCGGUCUGGUUCAUUACCUGCGUCUCCACGAUCAGAGGGCCCAGGGCCACUGGGAAGGUGAGCCGCCCUUUGAUGCUGUAUGUCUCAGUGACCCUUCCCUACAUCUGCCUUUCCUGUCUCCUUAUCCGGAGCGUCAUGCUGGAAGGCGCACAUUUUGGUCUCAAGAGUCUGUUGGCUGCCAAGGUGCCAGCCCUGUACUCCGAGGAAGUGUGGCGCCGGGCAGGGAACCAGCUCUUUCUGUCUGUAGGCUCUGGCUUCGGCAGCUUCACCGCAAUAAUCUACACCCCGUGGCCCAGCAACUGUGUCACUGAUGCUGUCGCUGUGGCUCUUCUCAGUCCGACCUCCUCUCUGGUGGUCACGUUGUUUGUAUUUGCCAUAACGGGCCACUUGGCUACAGAGACCAGCAAAAAAUGCUGCCUGAAGUGGAAUGCUGAGACAGUGAUGAGACUGGUAGCAACGCGGGUGCUACCUCCUGAGGUCCAGCCCCCGGAUAGUCUGUGUCAUCAUCCAGACCCCAUCUACUCCAUGUGGCUCGGCAACCUCCCUGAACAAGCCAGAAGCUUAGUCCUACCAUAUCUGUCCAAUUGCAGCUUAUCUGAGCAGCUGAAGGAGGUACGUAGUGGUCAUGGAGGGUCAGGUGUGGUCCUUGUGGCAUAUACUGGCAUCAUCUCUGUGUUUUCUGGAUCCACCUUCUGGUCCUUCAUCAUCUUCAUAUUGCUGGUGAACCUGGGGCUGUGCACCAUGACAAGGAUCAUGCAGGUCAUCAUUAUCCCACUCCAGGACACCUUCUCUUCCCUCAGGAAAUACACAAAGCUGCUCACAGUGAGUGCCUGUAUGUGUAUGUUCCUGUGCAGCCUUAUUUUUGCAUGGCCCUCUGGCAGCUACUAUGUGAACCUGCUGGAUGAAUACUGGGCAUCUCUGUGCCUCUUCUUCAUUCUCAUCUUGGAGAACAUGGCCAUGGCCGGGAUCUAUGGAGCCAGAAGGUGUUGCCCUCAGCCCAGGAUCUUCUGCCAUGUGCCCACACAGCCAGGGUCCCUAGGGAGCUUUGGCCUCUCCUGUCAGGUCUCCAAUCCCAGGCCUAUGGAGAGCCCCAUAAGGUUUCUCGCAGACCUCAGCAUCAUGCUGGGCCGCCCCGUCUCCCCCGUCUGUCGCUGGCUGUGGUGCUGUCUGUCUCCCGCCGUGCUGCUGGUCCUGUUUAUAACUACCCUGACCCAUCUGUCUCUGAAGACCAUCAACUACUUGGCGUAGGACUCAAGCACUCCUUUCGCUCCAGAGAACCUGGGCAUUUUAAGCCUUCCUCCCCUUUCUCCACAGUCCAAUGAGGUGAUCCGAACUUACCGGUCAUGGGCGAAAGUCUUGCUUGUCGUCCUCAUCGUCGUCCUCAUCUUUCCCGUCCCUGCCUACUUCUUGUACACCCUCGUUGAGGUGGCUUUUCCAGUCUCCAUGAUCCGCAGUAGGCCGCAGUAGGACCUUAAUUACCCUCAAACCCGAAGCUAAAGUGGGCUCACCGAAGGCCCUUCCACAGUUUCAAGUGAGGCAAAGCCUGAGGAAGACUAUUAAAAUGGAUAAAUUACCAGGGAAAGAACUUGCUGACAUGUAAUUCCUCUUGGAAAUAAAGACUUGGUUCAUUUGGCAAAACAUCACUUCUGUUUCAAAAUGUAACUCCCUGGCUGGCACUGUAGCAUUAGAAGAGGUAAACAUAGCAACUGCUAAUAUAACUUGACCCAAAGACCUUUUGUUUUCCUGGAUUGGGGACGUUUUUCUGGCCUGAUGGGGAUUAACAUAGCAGUCAUUCCACUCAUCUCCCACACUUUCCGUCACCAGAGGCCUAAUAAUGGUGUUCUUUGACUUCCAGGAUUUGGUUGCUAGUGACUGCUGACCCUGCUUCUCCUAGGCUACCUUCCUCUUUGAAUUGGUUCUAUGAGAUCUCAUCCCAACGAAAGUAGGGCAGAAAUGGUGCUGGUAAACAAAUCAGUUCGGUGGAGUUUUGCUUUUGUCAUAAAAAAAAAACGGUGCAACUCGCAGUCUUGACUUCCAUGGACUCUGUCAGAUUCAAAUGCUGGAAUCCCAGGUCUUCACUGCCUAGUGCUUCCUGUAAGUAAACUGGAUCAGAUAGAGAUAAUUUGCUCAGAAAAUAGUGGAUUCAUUGAUUAUGGCAAAGUGGUUAACUGUUAAUUGGUGACCUCCUCAUAUUUCUUAAAAACUUGAAAUAGUUGAUUACUUUACCAAGUCUACUAAGGGGCUUAAAACUUUAUACAACAUCUUUAUUUUUACUAAGGUGGUGUAGGAGCCUGCAGGAAGGAUAUUGGCAGGAAAUGAGGGGGAGAGUAGAGGUUGUCUGCAGAGACUGAACAAGACCCAAGGAGGAUUUCAUCUGGGGCAAUGUGACAUACAAUAAAUAAAAUUAGACCAACGAAAUACACCAUAUUAUAAGACGCCUAAAAUGUAACCUAAGAUAUAUCUCAACAGUCCUCUUUAAAUGCAUAGAUGAGUUUAGGAGAAAUUAAGGGAAAUCUCAAAGAGGCCACCUAUUACCUAAACUUGAAUUCAGGUAGGUAACCAAGUGUUAAUGCUGUUAACAAUUUUGGGACAAAUGCCACUCCCCAUAACUUUUGGUUUUAAAGGCUAAGCAAGACAAAGCCUCUGUGAAGACAAAGUCCAUGAAACAAAAGGACCUCCCCCUAAAUGAAAGCUGGAGGCUACCCUCUGUGAAAGAGUUUGAUAGCAAUAAAAUGUAUAUGUCUUGGUCCUGUCUCUGAUAA
This is a messenger RNA of Manis pentadactyla (Chinese pangolin), 4070 nucleotides long. It is a transcript of the gene SLC6A16, whose product is annotated as solute carrier family 6 member 16. The record is from RefSeq and is a predicted model, not a curated record. Lineage: Eukaryota; Metazoa; Chordata; Mammalia; Pholidota; Manidae. Gene Ontology annotation, biological process: sodium ion transmembrane transport. Gene Ontology annotation, cellular component: membrane.